AUGGCCACAGGAAAGAGGUGCAGCAAUUACAAAGCUGAGACAGAAGCACUCAUGAAGGCAGCCUCUAUGAUUGAGAACUCACCUGAAAAUACCACUUCAGUAGUAUUCCUCACAGAUGCAAGAUCAGUCCUUGAAGCUCUGACAAACAACACCUCCCCAAAACUAGCAAAACUUAUGACAAGACUCAGCAAUAACCUCAACAUAGCACUCCAGUGGAUACCUGCCCACUGUGGAGUGUCAGAAAACGAGGAGGCUGACCAACUAGCUAAACAGGGAGCAAAAACAGAGCAACCAAAUACCCAGGUUACAUACAGAGAGAAAGUCAGCAUCAUAAAGGCAAUCACCAGGCCCCAGCAAGAGCAAGAUGCUUAUCACCUGCUUAACAGAGCAGAACAAGUAGUGAUGGUUCGACUACGCUCAGGACACAACAGACUGAAUGCCCACUUGUACAGAUAA
Dreissena polymorpha is the source of this 456-nucleotide messenger RNA. RefSeq lists its product as uncharacterized. Lineage: Eukaryota; Metazoa; Mollusca; Bivalvia; Myida; Dreissenidae. The record is from RefSeq and is a predicted model, not a curated record. Bases 1 to 456 code for a protein of 151 amino acids. The transcript has a single exon. Gene Ontology annotation, molecular function: nucleic acid binding; RNA-DNA hybrid ribonuclease activity.